GUAAUGUUUUGGUUUUGGACUCCCGAUGCAUGGCUACGUUGACUGCCACUGUCAUAUCUCCGCGCGGGAUUUUGACAAGGACAUAGAGGAGGUGGUUGAGAAUUCAAGAAAGGCUGGCUUGUUGGCGCUGCUAGCCGUGGCCGAGCAUGCUGGGGAAUUUGAAAAGAUUAUUCAGUUGUCCCAAAGGUUUAUUUUUCCCUGCUUAGGAGUCCAUCCUGUUCAAGAAGUUUCUCCAGAAGAACAAAGGGGGGCUUCUCUCCAGGAUCUAGAUGCAGCUCUUCCCAUAAUAGAGAAAUACAAAGACCACCUUGUGGCCAUCGGGGAGGUUGGUUUGGAUUUUACACCCAGAUAUGUUAGAGGUGAGACCGACAAAGAAAACCAAAGGCAGGUCCUCAUUCGUCAGGCACAGAUAGCCAAGAAACUGGACCUGCCUCUAAAUGUUCAUUCACGCUCUGCAGGAAGACCCACCAUCCACCUGCUGAAGGAGCAAGGUGUCGAGAAAGCCCUGCUUCACGCUUUUGAUGGGAAACCAUCUGUUGCCAUGGAGGGAGUGAAGGCUGGAUAUUUCUUCUCCAUCCCACCAUCCAUCAUACGCAGUGAUCAGAAGCAGAAACUCGUGAAACAGUUGCCGUUAGAGAACAUCUGUCUAGAAACAGAUUCACCUGCUCUUGGUCCAGAAAAACAGGUGAGAAAUGAGCCCAAAAACAUCUGUGUGUCUGCCGAGUACAUCAGUAAGAUUAAAGGAGUCUCGCUGCAGGAGGUGAUGGAGGUGACGACACAGAACGCUCUCCGGCUCUUCCCCAAGAUAAAGUCUGCCAUCAGACCCUGAAGCCAUAACCGUUUAUUUCAUCAGUCACUCAAUGUGUCUGACUGAAGUGUAAAUUAAGACGUUAUGUAAAUCAGUCUUAUGUAACCUUACUUGAGGGCUGAAAGGGAUUUAUUUCUCUCCAUGUAUUCUUCAAUAAAGGAAGAUAAGGAAAUAAUUUAA
This is a messenger RNA of Pseudoliparis swirei, 988 nucleotides long. It is a transcript of the gene tatdn3l, whose product is annotated as putative deoxyribonuclease TATDN3. Lineage: Eukaryota; Metazoa; Chordata; Actinopteri; Perciformes; Liparidae. The coding region runs from base 26 to 829 and encodes 267 amino acids. Gene Ontology annotation, molecular function: hydrolase activity, acting on ester bonds. The record is from RefSeq and is a predicted model, not a curated record. The transcript has 10 exons.